AAAGAUUCUUUGAGGUGGCUUAGACGUACUACCUUCGAUCCUACAAAACCCAUCAAGGUGGUAUUUUUGGGUGAGGCUGGAAUCGAUACCGGGGACUCAAACGGGAGUUUUGGAGACUUGUGGCAGACGGUGCAGCUGUUCGGCUUCUUCAUGGCCAAAGUGGACACCUAACUGCAAGACAUUCCAUCAAUGCACUGCAGGCACACCAGCGCGUAUAAUAUUAGAAGUUACACUCCGACCUGGUCAGCAGUCUCAAGCGAUGGCAAAUAGUAUUGUACUGUACUUCUAGGACAAAGAAUUCUUUGGAUUCGGCCAGCUAAUAGCUCUUAGUCUGCCUCAAGAUGGAUCGGGCUUCCCCAUUUUUUCAGCUAGCGUUUACAGUUACAUAGCGGGAGAAGACGCUAUGGAUGUUGAUGUAAAAGUUGAGGAUGUAGCAGACGUUACUACUAGAGUUCUCCUUGAAACUAUUCAGACGGCUACAUCAGACCAACAAAUCAGAGAGAUCGUGACCACAGAUGACGCCCUAGAUAUUUUAAGCGAUUGCGGUUACGACAAGCCAUUGUCGAAUGUCAGAUUUGCUGACAAAACUAAUCUUAUCAAAGUAGCAGCCACACAUCAUUGCCUUCUUUCGGUGAAAGCCGAAUUAGACCAGCUCAAAGAAGGACUGCAAGUUCUAGACGUGCUAAGCUUGAUAUCUAAACACAGAAAAGCCUUCGAGCCCUACUUUUGCCUAGAUAACUCUCGGACACUUACAGCAAAUCAAAUUGAACAGCUCUUCAAAACAGUUCGGUUUACUGAAGAUAAUGCAGAGAUAAGAGAGAAAGAAGAAGCUGCGUUUGUGAACUUUUUAGACUUUUUGACAGAGUGCGAAAGCAAGAGUAUCAAAUAUGAUAUUGAGAAAGGCAGAGUUAUAGAAAUUGCAUUAGGCCAUGUCCUCUCAUUCUUCUCCGGCACUGAAGCCAUACCUCCUCUAGGAUUCAGCUUGACACCAUCUAUAGAAUUUACACCGGGCAUCCUACCUCGCGCCUCUACUUGUACUUUGACUCUGAUGUUGCCAACUGAUGCGCACGACUGCUACCAAUCCUUUAAAGAAGGAAUAGUCUGUGGCCUUGUUAACCAUGGAGGCUUUGGUGAAGUUUGAGCUAUUACAACUAGUAGUGUGUUUGAGGCAGAGUCAGACUAGCAUGAUACCGUGUACCUUUCAAAACUUAGAUAAAGUUAAAGUAACAGAUUUAAUAUGAGAGAAACUAGUGCUUUGCGUUACUGAAAUCAUUACUAGAGCAAUGUUCUACAAUAGUACAUUUUACCUACUAUGUAUGAUCUGCAGCGAUAUUGGAGAAUGCUAAUAACUUCCAGAUAUAUAUUUAAUCCAAAGCUAUCACUAGGUGCUAAAGGAUCAAUCCGUUGCAGGUGAUGGUAAUCCACUGAAGAAGG
Molecule: messenger RNA, 1434 nt
Organism: Corticium candelabrum
Lineage: Eukaryota; Metazoa; Porifera; Homoscleromorpha; Homosclerophorida; Plakinidae
Product: G2/M phase-specific E3 ubiquitin-protein ligase-like
Exons: 5
Coding region: 404-1141 (245 amino acids)
Molecular function (GO): ubiquitin-protein transferase activity
Source: RefSeq, a predicted model, not a curated record